Tigriopus californicus is the source of this 6486-nucleotide messenger RNA. RefSeq lists its product as uncharacterized. NCBI's taxonomy places the organism in Eukaryota, Metazoa, Arthropoda, Copepoda, Harpacticoida, Harpacticidae. The record is from RefSeq and is a predicted model, not a curated record. Bases 4232 to 6376 code for a protein of 714 amino acids. The transcript is spliced from 13 exons. Gene Ontology annotation, molecular function: protein binding.
GCAUCAACAGCCACAAUGAAUGAUCUUCCAUCGAGAUCAAAGAGAUCAACCGAGACCUUGGCCAUUAGCUCUUUGGCAAAGAGAGUGAGAGUGAGAGCUCUUUGAGGAGAGGCUCAUUUGGUUAAGUUGGGAGUUCGGCAAUACAUGAAGAGCAGGAAGAUAGUCGUGCCUUGAUUUCGUUUGUAAUUCCUGGCCAAACAUACAUUUGUUUCCCAAGCUCAAUCGUUUUGGAGAUUCCAGAGUGAGAAAUAUGUAAUAAUGUAAUAUUUUUUUUCGGACUUCCUUACCGCUACCAGGAUUGGAAUCCCAGCAGUUCAAGACGAGAAGAUUAUUCAUUUUACUUGACUUUUAUUUAUAUAUAUUAUUUGAUCGCCCAACGAAUUGGAGUUGGCUGAUCUGGCUAAUCCUUGAAUAUAAGGUUGAUCCGGAAUUUUAGUCAAAAACUUGUCCAAGUCUAACUUAAAUCUUGCCACUGGAUCAACGCCUACAUAAGCCCUACGAUAAUUUGAACGCAGCAAUUUGUACAAUGAAGGAGCCCGAGAAAGAAGAGAGUUGAACUUCACUGCUCAAACUAGCCUGAAUUCUCGAGGGCUUGAAGGUGCUCUCAAAACGCACAUUAAGCCACUACGGUCACUACAAUUGACCCAAAAUCCUGGGUUGGGACGAAGCUCAUGAAUGCUUUUGAAAACGUACAAUAUCAGAUACCUUUCGUACCUUCCCUGAACACUGUACAGUACACACUUUUCUAACCUCUCCCAAUACGAGAGCUCUCUCAUAUCUUCAAUGUUCCUAGUAAAACACCUUUGGACCUGCUCGAGCUUUUGCAAACCUGCUGAACUCAUUGGAGGCCAAAUGAGAGAGGCAUAUUCAAGAUGCAGCUUAACAAUUGACUUGUACAGAGUUAGCAUCGUGAUACUAUCUCUGGACUUAAACGUGCGAUAUAUCCAACCACAUGUUUGGAAAGCCUUACCAACUUUCAACUGGAUAUGUUCAUCGAACUUUCCAUUAUCUUGGAGGACUACACCUAAAUCCUUCAUGGAUGAGACCUGCUCAAUGUCCUUACCUUCAUCAUCUAAUAGUGGAGUGUCUAAUGGCGUCGACCCAAAGGUCAUUGAGCGGAAUUUCAUUCCAUUCAAGGCCAUGUUACUCGCAGCAACCCAGGAAUAAAUUUGGUCUAGGACCUUUACCAGACAACCGGAAUCCUGACCAUUCCUAUCAACUGCCAAUUUGGUAUCAUGAUGUUCUUUCGUGGGGGGCUUGGAACAACAAGGCGAUUGCCAGCAAAUAUGAGGCCGGAGUUGACGUGAAGUGAAGCAAGAAGUCCCUGAUACGAGGAGAGAUUAUUUGGCAAGGGACCUCUUGAGAUGACGAUAUGGCGAAGUGCUAUACGUGUGUUCAUCAUUGAUAGCGCCAAGAUGGCUGUCAAAUUCGGGUCAAUGAUUUUCAUACUGCGAAUGACGAUUUCAGAGGCUUCAUCAGCGGGGAAAAGGGGAGUCCGGCAGAGAGCGUCGGCAAUUUGACGUUCCUUGCCUGCAGACCAUCGUCAUUCGAAAGAAUAUAGCAUGAGGUGCUCUCGUAUUCGUUGUGGAUGGUCGUUUGCCAUAUUUGAAAGACAAGUGGUGAAGACGCCUAACAGAGGGCGAUGAUCAGUAUUAAAGAGGAAAUGGGAUAAACCUCGAAGAUGAUAGUCACAUUUCUCUCCUCAAGCUCAAUGGUCGCAUAGCUGCGUUGUGCCGAGGUUAAUGAACAGGACCCACACUGGAUAAGGCGUGGCUCACCAUUUGUGCCACAUUUGAGGAGGGCAUAACCAAGCCCGCCUAGGCGUGUGUCAUCUGUUAACAAUUCAACGGACAGUGAAGGAUCAAAGGGGCGGACAAGAACGGGAGAGCACAAGAUGUUCUUAGCAUGGCGAAAUUCUUCCUCGUGAAUGGGGAGCCAAACAAAAGCAUUCGUCUUCUUGAGCAAGGAACGCGUUUCCGUUGUAAAUGUACAAAGUCGAGAAAAAAAAAGAACCUAAUUGAUUUGCUAGGCCAAGGAAUGAGCGUAAUUUUGAAACGGAGGUCGGUGACGGAAAUUGGCUUAGGAAGGCUUUGGAUCGGAUUUCAAUCCAUGCUGGUCGAGAAUGAAUCCGGCCGUUGAAGCUCUUGACUGACGGCCAUCUUUUUGAGGCUUAAUUUGAUGCCGGCAGAGCGGCUUCUCUCGAGGACCAUGGCAAGACGAGUGAGGAGAAUAUUGAACGUUGGUGCUUGCACACACAAGUCAUCCACAAUUUUCAAUAAACAGGGUAGGCCGGCUAAUGCCGCGUCUGUUCGGAUACAAAAUUCAUCAGAUGAUACGUGGAGGCCCAUCGGUGCUGCCGCAUAGCGCCACUUGCCUCUUGGUAGUGGAAACGUAGUUAGGAGGGAGCACCCGUCAUUAAGAGGGACCUAAAAGUACCAAUAUACUGCAUCUAAUUUGCAGAACCAUUUUGAUCCAUGUUGGAUUCGUUGGAUGAGGUCAUGUGCUGAGGAGAAGGGAUGAAUUGGUCGUUUGACAGCACGAUUGAGCUGUCGAUAAUCUGUUACGAGCCGCACUUUCUUGCCCCCUGGUUUCACAACGAAGUGUGCAGGAGAGCACCAUUUGGUCGGUACAUUACAGGGCACGAUUACACCGGCCCUGGCAAGUUCUUGGAUCAUUUUUUCUCCCUGUUUGGCCAUGUGGAGAGGUGUCAACUUUUCUGUUGUGACUUGGCAUGUUUUGACAUUGAUGAAACUAUCAAGCUCGAUCCUCAUCUUGGGGCCUUGAUUCCGCUGGAAGCAAUUCCAAGGUCUGAUUGGAGGACAUCUUCAAAGCGAUUGGUAAGUUCCUUAACCGUAGGGGUGACAUAAUCUGGCGUAAUUGUUGAGUUUUCAAGGUUAUUCACACAUAUGCGAAAGAUGCCUCCACGGGUCAAUAUUUUGUUGUCACGCUCAUAGUCCAACUCAGUUUCAAGGAACGGCUCCGGAAGCUUUGUUGUGUAAAUAUCAAGAAAUGGCCUAUUUGGGAAAGAAGCCGGGAUAACACCAAGGGCAAUCAAGUCCUUGCGGCCAAUGAGGGGUACGUCUACAAGGUUUGAUGACUUGAUUGGCUCAAUAGUGGUGCGGGGACCCAAGUUAGUAUGUAGGAAAAGUAUAAAUGAGCCGUCAUUCGAAACAGCUGUGCCUGUAGCCGUUGAGAGAGUUGUUUUGAACGUCGGACAGAAACUCCCAGGACAAGUGUCACGGGGAAUAUAGAGCAAUUGGCACCUGUGUCAGGGACGGCAAGAAUUUUGGAGAUACUAGAAGAGCCUCGAGCUGCCGGUGUGUUGCCAGAGCGACCGUCCUUGCGGGAGGCAGAGCGACAUACUCGCUGGAUAUGACCAACCUUGCGACGCUUGAAGCACUCCACAGCCUUUACAUAACAGUUUUUGUGCUGCCCGCGACCACAUCUGUGACAAAGAGGUGCGGUCACAACCCGUAUAGCGGAUGAUUUUGGAGAUGGAGAUCGACUGCACGAAUGUGGACAAACGCAUUGUAUAUUUGCCGAGGCUGUAGGCACUGCCUCGAACAGAUUUUGGGCAGUGCUCUCAAUGGAAGUAGCCUUGGUGAUGACGCUUUCAAUUGUUGGGUUUGGAGUUGUUGUUGUAGUUCAAAGAACAUCCUCUCAUUGUCCCGUGCUGAAUGCAUUAUGUUGAAAAGAUUCCAAUCAUCCACUGUCAUCUGUCCAAUUUCGGCCUCAACACUCCUUCUCCUGACAUGUGUGAUAUAAGUGGUCAUAAGCAUGCUUUUGAGUUUUGCCAUCUUGAACCACUGGAACCGGCGUUGGAAAAGUGGACAAAGUUUGCGGAAAUGAUUCUCCAAGGCAGUAGAGCAUGUUUCAAUGCCCACGUCCAAUUUGAUUUCCUGACAAAGGGGCGUAGGGAUGGCUGCCUCCAUGAACUUGAAGAAAAGAUGAUGUUUCUCGUGGAGUAUUUGUGACCAGGAACAGGUCGGGUUGAAAUUCCCACGCAGGCUGCGCGUAAGGCGGACUUGUGUUCAAGUUCGAGCUUCUUCAUCUCCCGAAUGCUAUGCUUGGAUUACUUCGACUGUUGUAUAAAACGAAAACACCGUUCACACACAUGAGCUUUAUUUAACUGUGGUUCACGAGACAUGGAAAGGAAAUUGGAGAGCAAAGUAUAGGAGAUGCUCCCGGUUUGGAUCAGAUCAUCCCAGCUUUAUACGGAGGUUUUGAGCAGAUGGAUAAGUUUGUCCAUUAUGUCGUAACCAUUGAGGAAUUGAGUCUGGAAGCGUGUUGGAUCGCCUGCAUCUUCACACCUUAUUGUCAUUUUAUCAAAGUUGAAGGAACGGAGUGUGGGCUUGGAAGUCUCGAGCCCAAGAUUUCAGCCAAUGCCACCAUGAGUGAUGGCGAUGGGUUUAUCUAUAUCCGCAAAGAUGAAGUGGCUCUCAUGAAUAUCUCCAAUUACGACAAGGAGACCAGCCUCUCCUCAACUUGGAGUCAGUUUUCGUUUAAGUCUUUUAAGAAUGUGACCUCCAUACAAAUGUGCUCGGUUAUUUGUGCUCUCAUUGACUUUGGAAAACCAUGCAUGUUUUUCUCCUUAAUCGGCGAAAACUGUAGACUUGGAGCUUGGGAACAUGUAACAGGGUGGAACAUCAACCCUCCAGUGCACACCAAUGUCUAUUUAUCCCAAGCAUACGAUUCUCAUUUGAUGUUUGAGGUUGUUGAAACGAUCCCGGAUUGGAAAAACAAGAUUUUUCUAAAAAGAGAAGAGGUCAAAUCAGUGACAGAAUGUGAACUGAUUUGCGUGUUGUCGCCUCGGGGUUGCUCCUUAUACAGCUUGGAUGGCUCCAAUUGUUACUUGGGCGAUUGGAAUGUGGACACUUCAGACGUGCUUCUUCAGACACCCUCGUCAGCUCUUUUUGGCUAUGAAGAGGUGGCCUACACCCUCAAUACGAGACCUGUCAAUGCUACUGAUAUUCCAUUCACCCUUGGACAUGAGGUCGCGUUGAGGGAUCAAAAGGCGUGUGUAAACACAGGUCUGCCAAAUACGUGGAAUCAGACCGAAAACCGCGGACAAGUGACGGCUUUUUCGCAUCCAAUCCUGCUCACUUGCGGAGGACUCGAGUUUGAUGACGUGCGGUGUUACAAGCUCGAUGUGACAGCUCAAGAACGGGCAUGGGAACCCGCAGCGGAGCUUCCAAUGACUAUGGAAGGCUUUGCCAUGCCCGUGACUGAAGACGGAGACAUCUACUUGUUUGGGGGUUGUGACAAGGAUGGUAGCAAUUGCAACGCCAAGGUCUAUCGAUACAUCAAGAAUGCAACCGUGGGUUCCUGGUUGGAGGUGGUGGUGACCGAUCAAAACCUCCUGGAGAUCAAAGACAUGUGUGUCGUAGAGCAUGCUCAGACGUUCUACAUCAUGGGAGGAUGGUCGGACACGGCAAUUCCCUCGAGCAAUGUGUAUGCACUCGAUUAUGCAAACUCUAUGAUAAAAGAUGAACUCAGACUGCGGGGAAGUGUAACUCAAGGUUAUUGCGGCAAGAAAGAGGCGGCUGGUGACAAACCCGUAUCAAUUUUUCAUACAGGAGGCACUCACGAGGACGGUGUUCCACCCAUGAACAUUCAGUUUUUCGAAUUUGACGGCAAUGGCUCUCCAAGCGGAACCGGGACUCGAAUGAUAAGAGUAAUAACCAACAAAACAUACACUGGUGGUGUUGGAACCAACAGUGUGCUCACCUACAAAACAGGACUGGCUUAUUUCUUGCCUUUGUGGAUCAACGGAACGGAACAAUCGGGAACGUCGUACAAUGCUCUCUUCAACGUCAUAACCAACUCAAAAAAUCGCUUCGAUAUGCCAGAUAUCGCGUACGCCUCUGGACAGGCCAAGUUACCCACUCGUCUUCUCUGGACGUGUAUGCCUCAAACCAUGGAUUGGAUCCUGAUUUUAAACCACGAUAACACAAAAGGAAUUUCCCAAUGGUUUUCCAAGGGUCAGAACUUGGUUGGCAAUCCUGAUGAUCAGCUUUACUCCGCCAUGGAUCAAGUGGAUAGCUUUAAGUCUUGUACGGGAGAUUUUCAUUUUCGAAUGGUUUGGCCUGAGUUGGGGUAUUAUAAUGAAUGGUGGCAAAGCAGUGGUCCCUUAGCUACCAGCGGUGUCCAAGAUUAUCGAGGAAUUGCUGUAAGGUUUCCCGAGAAGUUUAUUGGCCUUCAGGCUCGUUCCGGUCCCGAAUCGCAAAUGAUAGGUGGUGACCCUGCAGAUGGCCUAUGGUCCGCCCUCGGAGCAACGCAACCCACAAAUGGCGACGCAAUGCCUGGGCCCAAGAACAACUUGGGCAAUGGAAUCAACGUCAAAUAUGUUCAACUAUUUGUGCUUAAGGAUUGCUAAAGCAAGAGCUAUUUUUUGUCUUUAACGAAAUUUCAAAACAGUGAAAAGUAUAUUGGCCGAAAUUUUGGCUUGAAAUCGAAAUAACAAGAACAACGGACUUAAUUUUUUCA